Kazachstania africana CBS 2517 is the source of this 726-nucleotide messenger RNA. RefSeq names its product proteasome core particle subunit beta 6 (gene PRE7). The record is from RefSeq and is a predicted model, not a curated record. Gene Ontology annotation, cellular component: proteasome core complex. Bases 1 to 726 code for a protein of 241 amino acids. The transcript has a single exon. Lineage: Eukaryota; Fungi; Ascomycota; Saccharomycetes; Saccharomycetales; Saccharomycetaceae.
AUGACCACCGUGGCAUCAGAGUAUUCAAAUGAAGUAGCACAACAACCCAUCGAACAUAGAUUCAAUCCGUAUAGUGAUAAUGGUGGUACUAUUCUAGGUAUAGCAGGUGAAGAUUUUGCCGUAUUGGCAGGCGACACGAGACAUACCACUGAUUAUUCCAUCAAUUCUCGUUAUGAACCAAAAGUCUUUGACUGUGGUGAUAACAUUGUCAUUUCUGCAAAUGGAUUCGCAGCUGAUGGUGAAGCUUUGGUGAAAAGAUUUAAAAAUAGUAUUAAAUGGUAUCAUUUCGACCACAAUGAUAAAAAAUUAUCAAUAAAAUCAGCAGCAAGAAAUAUCCAACAUCUACUUUACGGUAAAAGAUUUUUUCCUUACUAUGUACAUACAAUCAUUGCAGGUUUAGAUGAGGAAGGUAAAGGUGCAGUGUAUUCGUUCGAUCCAGUAGGAUCUUACGAAAGAGAACAAUGUAGGGCAGGUGGUGCUGCUGCUUCUUUAAUCAUGCCCUUCCUAGACAAUCAAGUCAAUUUUAAGAAUCAAUACGAACCAGGUUCUGAUGGUAAAGUAAAGAGACCAUUGAAAUAUUUAAAUAUUGAUGAAGUUAUAAGUUUGGUUAGAGACGCAUUCACUUCAGCUACUGAAAGACAUAUACACGUUGGUGAUGGUCUAGAAAUAUUAAUUGUCACAAAGGAGGGUGUGAGAAAAGAGUAUUACGAUUUGAAAAGAGAUUGA